AUGGCAUCCGUGAAAAAGGAAGUGUUGGGCGUCGGAGCGUGGGCAUUGGCUACUCGCCAUUGCUGCACGAUGUCCGGGACCGCAUGUUCGUGCCGUUUGGCCGGCCAAGCUGCUCACCGCAUUGUCAUCGCCAGCGGAGCGACGGUCACGUCACACGCCGUGCCACCAGGCGUGAGCCAUGGGUGCGUUGCCCGCUCUUCCUCGUAA
Purpureocillium lilacinum is the source of this 207-nucleotide messenger RNA. The record is from RefSeq and is a predicted model, not a curated record. NCBI's taxonomy places the organism in Eukaryota, Fungi, Ascomycota, Sordariomycetes, Hypocreales, Ophiocordycipitaceae.